GUAAAGGGCAUCCUCCAGAUUGGAGAGCGCCUUCUUUGAGCAAUGGCCGCGUCUGGGGAUCCCGGGAGGCAGUGGCAGGAGGAGGUGGCAGCGGUGAUGGUGGUGGGCUCCUGCAUGACCGACCUGGUCAGCCUUACUUCUCGUUUGCCAAAAACCGGAGAAACCAUCCACGGACAUAAGUUCUUUAUUGGCUUUGGAGGGAAAGGUGCCAACCAGUGUGUUCAGGCGGCCAGGCUUGGAGCAAAGACAUCCAUGGUGUGCAAGGUUGGCAAAGAUUCUUUUGGCAAUGAUUAUAUAGAAAACUUAAAGCAGAAUGGUAUUUCUACAGAAUUUACGUAUCAGACUGAAGAUGCUGCUACAGGAACUGCUUCAAUAAUUGUCAAUAAAGAAGGCCAGAAUAUCAUCGUGAUAGUGGCUGGAGCAAAUUUACUGUUGAAUUCUGAAGACCUGAGGGAAGCGGCCAGCGCCAUCCGCAGAGCCAAGGUGGUGGUCUGCCAGCUGGAAGUAACUCCAGCAACGUCUCUGGAAGCCCUAGCGAUAGCCCACGGCAGUGGAGUGAAAACAUUGUUCAACCCAGCUCCUGCCACCGCUGACCUGGACCCCCGGUUCUACACCCUCUCAGAUGUGUUCUGCUGCAACGAAAGCGAGGCUGAGAUUCUAACCGGCUUCACGGUCAGCAGCCCGGGGGAUGCUGGGAAGGCUGCGCAGGUGCUUGUGGAAAGAGGCUGCCGGCUCGUAAUUGUCACCUUAGGUGCUGAAGGAUGUGUGAUGCUGUCACAGCAAGAGUCUGUUCCGAAGUACAUUCCCACAGAGAAAGUCAAGGCUGUGGACACCACGGGUGCUGGCGACAGCUUCGUGGGAGCUCUGGCCUUCUACCUGGCAUACCACCCCAGUCUGCCCAUGGAAGAAAUGCUCAAGAGAUCCAACUGCAUCGCAGCAGUCAGCGUCCAGGCUACAGGAACACAGUCAUCCUACCCAUACAAAAAAGACCUGCCACUCAAUUUGUUUUGAUUGCUAUGAAAUCCAAAAUAAACAUACCUGCAAAUAAAA
Messenger RNA from Pteronotus mesoamericanus, 1050 nucleotides. It is a transcript of the gene RBKS, whose product is annotated as ribokinase. NCBI's taxonomy places the organism in Eukaryota, Metazoa, Chordata, Mammalia, Chiroptera, Mormoopidae. Gene Ontology annotation, biological process: D-ribose metabolic process. Bases 43 to 1011 code for a protein of 322 amino acids. The transcript has 8 exons. The record is from RefSeq and is a predicted model, not a curated record. Gene Ontology annotation, molecular function: ribokinase activity.